Molecule: messenger RNA, 894 nt
Organism: Pochonia chlamydosporia 170
Lineage: Eukaryota; Fungi; Ascomycota; Sordariomycetes; Hypocreales; Clavicipitaceae
Product: kinase domain-containing protein
Exons: 3
Coding region: 1-894 (297 amino acids)
Biological process (GO): protein phosphorylation
Molecular function (GO): ATP binding; protein kinase activity
Source: RefSeq, a predicted model, not a curated record
AUGGCGUAUGAUCUUAAGCGCCAUAAACUGGUUGCGUUGAAGAUCGGCAUCCCUGGCAAAAUGGGGGAACGGGAGCUUCAUGCGCAAAAAGAAAUCCUUCGUACGGUUCAGGAUGUAUCCCGCCAUCUUACUUUUCUAGAUACCUUUUCCCUCGUGGAUGUGAAUGGCACACACUUGGUCAUGGUGUUCCCUGUUCGUGGUCCAAGCCUACACGGUUUCUUGAGAGGACUGAAGGUAAAGACUAGGAUGAAGGCUUCAAAGCAACUACUCUCCGCUCUGGAAUCCUUACAUGACGCUGGUAUUGUGCACUGUGAUCUGAACAGCGGGAGUAUGCUCUGGGAUAUAGGUGAUAUCGACAACUAUACUCCGAAAAUGGCCUACCGAAUAUUAGGCCGCCCUCGAAAAGCGCCAUUAUGGGCCCAGACUUGGAAAACUGGCGAGUUGGUUGAGCCCAUUCACUCCCCUGCCGUCUACUGUGCCCCUGAGCGAUUCCACGGCAUCGGCCCCAGCUUUGCCAGCGAUAUGUGGAGUUACAUGUGUCUCUUCGCAGAGCUGUACCUUGGUGUUGUUCCCUUUCAGGGCAGAGCAAAUGCGACUGCUGUCUCUAGUCUAGUCCGGAGCCUUGGUUAUCUCCCUUCGCAAUGGCAUGGCAGCUAUGAUGCAGGUGAUACGCCAGAGGAGUUCUGGUACGACCAGGCGCAAAGACCGUACACUCUGGUUACUCUGGAAGAAGUUAGCAAACGGGCCCGGCCGGAGAUUGACGGAACGGAGCGGAAGUUGGUGCUGUCUGUCUUCUCCAGGGUUUUUGCUUACUUGCCCGAACACCGUUUGGCGGCAGCAGAAUUGUUACAGGAUAAAGAUUUCAAUGCCAUUAUGGCGUUGUAUGGCUGCUGA